CAGGGGCGGGCUCCGAGCUCGGCGCGGGUUCGGGAGAGCAGGUCCGGCGGCCGAACGGUGGGCGCUAUGUCCACUCCCGGUGGGGAGCCGCACGAGGCCCAGGGGCAAGUGGGGGCUGCCACCGCCGAUCCAUUUAGCUUCAGCCCGGAGCCCACGCUUGAAGACAUCCGCCGCCUCCACGCUGAAUUUGCUGCGGAGCGAGACUGGGACCAGUUCCAUCAGCCUCGGAACCUCCUGCUGGCUUUGGUGGGAGAAGUGGGAGAACUGGCAGAGCUUUUCCAGUGGAAGCCUGACGAGGAGGCCAGUCCCCAAGCCUGGACCCCCAGGGAGCAAGCCGCCCUGCAGGAGGAGCUCAGUGAUGUCCUCAUCUACCUGGUGGCCCUGGCAGCCCGUUGCCGUGUGGACCUACCCCGAGCAGUGCUCUCCAAGAUGGACCUGAACCGCCGCCGUUACCCGGCUCAUCUGGCCCGAGGCUCGGCCCGCAAGUACACAGACUUGCCCCAUGGGGGCAACUCUGGCGAUCAGACUGUGGGGGCUGUAGACCUGCCCUGUGACAGCUCCGACUAGACCUCACAGCAGCUGAGCACAGAGCCUGCGGGUCAGAGCGGCAUCUGAACAGCAGAGGGUGACCUAGCGUGGAACCUUCUAGUCUUCCUAGGCCUGGAGAAACCCCACGUACCGAGGUCUGAGGCCCAAGGAGCUCCAGAAGACAGUUCCUGGUUUCCGGUGUUUUCUCUCUUAAUAAAGAUGUUGGUUCGCA
Erinaceus europaeus (western European hedgehog) is the source of this 760-nucleotide messenger RNA. RefSeq names its product dCTP pyrophosphatase 1 (gene DCTPP1). The coding region runs from base 67 to 567 and encodes 166 amino acids. NCBI's taxonomy places the organism in Eukaryota, Metazoa, Chordata, Mammalia, Eulipotyphla, Erinaceidae. The transcript is spliced from 3 exons. The record is from RefSeq and is a predicted model, not a curated record. Gene Ontology annotation, biological process: nucleoside triphosphate catabolic process. Gene Ontology annotation, molecular function: nucleoside triphosphate diphosphatase activity.